Cinara cedri is the source of this 1376-nucleotide messenger RNA. NCBI's taxonomy places the organism in Eukaryota, Metazoa, Arthropoda, Insecta, Hemiptera, Aphididae. The record is from the annotation of a GenBank genome assembly.
AUGUUUGUGAAAAGUAAAUAAUUUUACAUUGUUUUACAUAAAAAUUAUAUAUUAAUCGAACAAUGUUAUCUUUUCAGGAAUACGUGGUGGAUUAGUGCAAGCUAGUACGCGUUAUGGGAAGGCAAACAUUUUUACGGUGGACGACUACAACACGACAAAAGAUGAUUCAUCGAUUAUAUAUCAGGAUUGUAAGUAUACAUAUUAUUUUAAAAUAUAUCAAUCACAUACUUAUAAUUUGUUGUAUUUUUCUGUCUAUAUUAGUGAACAAUUUGUACGGGUGAGCGAUGUUGCAGUACAUGCUUCACGGUUGCUUCCGGUAGGUAGAGCUUACACUAGUCAGACCCGAAGAUUACACCGAGGAGACGACACUUCGCCCAUAGGACGGGUAUACGAGGUGGAAAUAGAGUAUCCAGAAUAUCUACAUGUAGAACAUAACGACCUUCCUUUCCUUCCAAAUAACGGAGUGCCACCCGGUUCCAAGGUGAAGAAACUUAUGGCUACGUUGGAUGAGAAGACAAAUUAUAUUAUUCACUACAGAAAUUCGAAACAAGCGAUGGCAAACGGUCUUAUCGUGAAAAAGGUAAAAAUAUAUUUUUUUUUCAAAUUAUUUAUUACAUAUUUUUAUUAUUUAUGUUACAGGUACACACAGUAUUGGAGUUUCGGCAAUCGCCAUGGCUGGUUAAAUAUAUUGAUUUAAACACCAAGAUGAGGGAGAAAGCGACUAAUAAAUUUGAGAAGGACUUUUACAAAUUGAUGAACAAUGCAGUAUUUUUUUAAGUUAUUACUAUUAUUAUUAGAACUUGUAUGUUAUUAUAUUAUUAUGAUUUUCUAGGUAAGACGAUAGAAUCUAUGAGACGAAGGAUUGAUGUUCAACUGGUAUCGAGUGAGAAGAGAGUGCUGAAAUUGAUAAACAAAACAACGUUUAAACACUGUACGACAUACAACAAAAAUGUAUGUGCAGUGACACUAGAGAACAAAAUAAUACAUUUCUGCAAACCUAUCUAUAUUGGAUUUGCUGUGUUGAACAUAUCCAAGACCAAAAUGGACGACUAUCAUUAUAAUGUUAUGUGGAAGCAUUUCAAAGAUACCAUCAACUUGAUGUACACCGAUACAGGUAAAUUAUUAUUAUUAUUUUUUUCUUAUACGUAUUAUAUUGUUUUUCAGAUUCGUUGGUAUACCAUAUUGUGACAAUGGACUUUUAUGCUGACUUACUAACGAGACCAGUGCUUUUGGAGUGCAUGGACACCGCCAACCUACCUAGAGGCCACCCGUGCUACGUCGCAGCGAGGGAGAAGUUACCGGGUUUGCUCUCUGACGAGUCGGACGGAAGAACAAUUACAGUUUUGUGCGUUGCGAGCAAAAGCGUUUGCGCAUAA